UGUGCGCAGACACCACAGAGCAAAUCAGUUACUAUGAGUCGUCUCUAAUUGUAAAAGUAAAUGUUAUGUUUUAUUUUAUUUUCCCUAAACUAGACCGUUUCUUCCGUUUUAGGCCAAAAGUAUUUCAAGGAUGUCAUAGUAUAUAACAAAUCGUGUGUGGAUAUCACGGAAGGAAACAGGUGAGGCACGAGGAGGAGUUUUCUCGAGCCGACUGACAACGUGACGCUCCUGACAUGCACAGAAAAGCCUGGAUUGAAGUGAAGACUCGGACCAGACAGAAGUGGACUGAGAGAGCGAUGCUGCUGACGGCACUGGCCACUUGCCACUGUGGUCCGCGACACUGCGUCGUGCAGAGGAACCUGCUGCUCAGUUACCGACCCAUCAUCGGUGUUUUAGCACAGGAAAACCGUUCGGAAGAUGAGUUUGCUCAGGGAUCCUCCUACAUUGCUGCGUCCUACAUCAAAUAUCUGGAGGGAGCUGGGGCCAGAGUUGCACCCAUCAGAAUGGGUCUCAAAGACAAAGAAUAUGUUCGGUUGUUCUACUCAAUAAAUGGGUUGCUGUUGCCAGGAGGAGACAUUGACCUGCGCACAUCCAAUUCCAACCGAGUUGCCAGGAUCUUUUACAGAUUGGCUCUGAAGGCAAACAAUACUAAGGACUACUUUCCCAUCUGGGGAAUUUGCCAGGGCUUUCAGCAGCUGUCAUUUUUCACAGCCAACAAAUACUUGCUUACUCAAACCAAUACGAAGGGUGUGGCUCUACCUCUCAACUUCACACAAGAAGCCCAGUCCAGCCGUCUGUUUCAGAGUCUUCCCAGUGAUGUGAUGCAGUGUCUAGCCAAGGAAAACAUCACUAGUAACUUUCACAAUUACAGUCUAUCAAUGCAGAACUACACUGAAAAUCCCAAGCUGAGGAUGUUUUACAGGAUCCUGUCCACUAAUAUUGAUGAGGGGGUAGAAUUCAUCUCAACCAUGGAAGGCUACCGUUACCCAUUUUACGCACUUCAGUGGCAUCCAGAGAAAUGCCCCUAUGAGUGGGUUGAUAAGCCGGGGAUGGUCCACACCACAUCAGCUACAAGAACCUGCUUCUACACUGCCAGCUUCUUUGUCUCUGAGGCCAUGAAGAACAGCCACCGUUUCUCCUGUCCUAAGGAGGAAGAGAAAGCCCUCAUCUACAAUUAUCCACCCUUCUUCACAAGCAUGGAUGCCAUAUUUAUUCAGAAUUAUUACUUUGAUUAAUGGACUGUUCUGAAUGUGAAACAGACCUGGGGUAUGUGCAAAUCCACGCCCCACUUGACCUGGUAUGACAUGCAUCAUACCAGGUGCAUCGACAAACCACAACAGGAGGAGGUAUGUUGACAUGUGGUCUGUCUCUUUAUUUUCCUCUCAACCUUCCACAUCAUUGGUUGGAGGAUGCAUAUGGCCACAUUCCCGAGCUGUAUGAAUCAUACUGACAUGACAGAAAACUGAGGUUUGUGUAGUGUGCACCACCACCCAUCCCGGGUGAAUGUUUAGCUUUAGUCAAAAAUGAAACUUAUAAUAACAUUAUAAUUAUAUAUAAUUAUAAUUAUAACAUGUAGGCUACCACAUUUUUACUAUUCCUAUGAGCACAUAUCACUUUUGAAAACAUGCCUUGAUUCUGCUAGUCUUUAAAAAAAAAAAACAGAUUUGCCAGUUGACAGGUGUCAAAAUGUUCACCUUCUUUAUCUCCUCCAGGGGGGUCACAAAAUGUUGCAUUAUUGGAGUUCACAUAGAUUGUUAUUAUUAUCUUCUGUGUCAAUAGUUUCAAAAAAGAAUGGAAACAUUGAAUGUUUUGGCUUGAUAGCUUAUUGUCUGCACCAGUCAAACACUUACAGGAAAUCAGAUUUUCAUUGAUUAUUCCCACCUGUGAGAAAAUAACUUAUCUGGAUUUGGGAAAUGGUUGCCUUCAUGCUGACACUUAUUUUUUAUUUUUUUUUCACGAGUUCACUGAAAGUACUUGGUUUUCUAACAGUGUGAAAAAAAAACAGAAAACACACAUAAUGACCUGUCCAUGUGAAAAAUGCAACCACAGUAUAAAGAAUGUGACACCAAUCCAACUGUUUCCAUAGUUUGUGCUCUGAAUCAUGUAGCUUCCAGUUCUGGUGUGGGAAGUUUGAGGAUUUUGGAGGCUCUUUCAUAUACUGUAUGUAAAACAUAUAUAAAUAAACAGAUUUUUA
This is a messenger RNA of Solea senegalensis (Senegalese sole), 2194 nucleotides long. RefSeq names its product zgc:171566. The coding region runs from base 234 to 1235 and encodes 333 amino acids. NCBI's taxonomy places the organism in Eukaryota, Metazoa, Chordata, Actinopteri, Pleuronectiformes, Soleidae. Gene Ontology annotation, molecular function: gamma-glutamyl-peptidase activity. Gene Ontology annotation, cellular component: vacuole. Gene Ontology annotation, biological process: tetrahydrofolylpolyglutamate metabolic process. The record is from RefSeq and is a predicted model, not a curated record. The transcript has 10 exons.